UGUGGUGAUUUGCAGAUGGUGUAUACUGAUUUGGGGUACGAUUAUGUUAUUGCAUUUUAUCCUUGUGAUACUUCCUCCCAAUACCAGUGUAUAUUAAAAGCAAGUAUAUUUUCAUUUUUUUUGCAGUGGGAUACUGCUGGGCAGGAACGUUUCAGAACUAUAACCAGUAGCUAUUACCGUGGUGCACAUGGAAUUAUAAUAGUAUAUGAUGUAACUGACCAAGAAAGCUUCAACAACGUGAAACAAUGGUUAAAUGAGAUUGACCGAUAUGCAAGUGAGAAUGUGAACAAGCUCCUUGUUGGAAACAAGUGCGAUCUUGCUGAUAACAGGGCUGUGCCUUAUGAAACAGCAAAGGCAUUCGCCGAUGAAAUUGGCAUCCCCUUUAUGGAGACUAGUGCCAAAAAUGCAACAAACGUUGAACAGGCUUUCAUGGCUAUGUCUGCUGACAUCAAGAAUAGGAUGGCAAGUCAGCCUGCAUCAAACAGUGCUAGGCCACCAACUGUGCAGAUUCGUGGACAACCUGUUGCCCAGAAGAGUGGAUGCUGCUCGUCUUAGUGGGACUGCUGUUAAUACUUGGUGGGGGUUGGCAGUCAGCUGGGCAAGUCUGACGUUUGUGCAGCCUUAUAAGUGUUACACCUUAAUAUUAGUUCUCUAUUCUUUCAAAUAUAUUUGAUUUGCUAAAGUGGCUGUACAAAUUAUGAAGGACUGGGUUACUCUUAAUAGCUUUCGUUUGUUAUAUUGUUUUUACUUUCAAGUAGUUCAGUCCACAGAUAGCAGUGUCCUAAUGUUUGCAAACAUGUGGUCAAGUCUGACUCAUUUGGAAUAGAAUUCUGUAUUAUGUGAUU
Molecule: messenger RNA, 845 nt
Organism: Salvia hispanica
Lineage: Eukaryota; Viridiplantae; Streptophyta; Magnoliopsida; Lamiales; Lamiaceae
Source: RefSeq, a predicted model, not a curated record